AAAUUGGUCAACGAGGAAAAAAAUCUAAAGACAAUACGAGACGAACAAUCAACAAGAAAAUACGAUUUUUAUAAAAAUUUAAUACUUUUUUUAAACAAAAAACGAAAAAAUAUCUUAAAUACCAAAACAAGUAAAUAAAAUCUAUAUUAUUUUUUAAGCUAACAAAAAGUUUAAAGGCAAACAAAGCAAUAUACCACCAGAUACGACUUUGUUACGUUCGUCGACGUCGUCAGUUUGCUUAUGUGUUUGUGUAAGAUCUUGUAAAUAUACAUUUUUUUUCGAAGGUUCCUAACAAAGAAUUGUUGGUAUCAUUCGAAAAAAAGAAACAUUAUCCAAGAUCACAUCAUUCUCAUAACAAACGUGUAUAUGCUGCUAAAAUCGCCGUACAACUAUAAUUUAAUGGAAGAGCUAUGAACCUAGACCAUCUGAAAUUGACGCUGACGCAGAUUGGUAAUUUGGUCAAACAGAUAAAUAAGAAAAAUUUUGCUGAAACAACAGUUAGCCUUAAUCAGUUAAUUGAAGAAUUUGGCUUAGAAGCGGAUCGUCAUUGUCUGCGUUGUCUAUUUUCGAGCAUUAAUUUUAAUGAUCCAAUAUUAACGUCAACGUCACCAACGUCAUCAAUUCAACAACAGCAACAACAAUUGCAAGCAAAACUAUUACAACAACAAUUGGAAAAACAACUUGGUCGAGCUUCACUUAUAUCAAAUAUUUGUUUUGCCAUUGACAACUGUUGGCCGCAACAAAAAAGCCUUAAACCCACAAAUCAACUUAUCAAUCAAAUUGUUCGUGUAACUGGCAUCAAUAAAUUGUGUGAGUGUAUCUUAAGUCUAGCACUAACACAUUCACAACAAUUGGAAUUACGCACGUAUGCUGCUGAACAGUUGAGUAAAGCUUUGCCCGAACUCAUUGAAUCGUAUUUGGGUAAAAAUCAACAAUCGGCUGGUGUAAUCAGUAGUUUGCAUGACGUCUCUUUGGAUUUAUUGCAAUUAUUAUUGACCUGUUUGGAAACGUAUGUAGCUGAACCUAAUCUACGUUUACAGUUUAUAGACAAAUUAAGAGAAGAAUUUCCCCGCGAUCAAGUGCCACUUAUUUUAAAACCCUAUUUAUAUAGUAAUUUAUUCAAAACUACAACACCAACAACAACAACAGCUGAAGCUAAUAAAACUGCUGGUGGUAGUGAAGAGUUAACAACAGAGGAGGAACAACUUGCUUUCUUAACGAGCAGUCAAAACUCUACUAAUGGCUAUGUUUGUGCGGAAGUACCCAUAGAAGAGAUCUAUGACAAUAUAUGCGAAACUAUAUUUUCCCAACACAAUAAUAUUAUGGACACAUCUUGGAUUAAUUUAAUCCUAGAAAUUGGUUAUGAAUUUACCUCAAGUGUUGAAGAAUGUAAAAAUCAUUUACGAAGCGGUACCACAGGCAAUGCAGCUGGCGCCGGUGGCAGUGGUGGUGCAGCAGGAGCUGGCUCAGGCAGCCGUGAUUUGUUACCACAAGAUGUGGCCAAAAUUAUUGGGCUCAUGUGUCGUCGACAUACCUCUCUGCUCGAUUGUAAUGUAAAUUUGCCUACACCAGCCAACUUUUGGCCACAACAGCAAGCUACACAAAAUGCCAACCAACAGCAGCAACAAAAUACCAAUAAUAAUAAUGAUAAUUCUUCCAACAAUGCGGAUAAAACUAAUAAUGGCAAUGAUAAAAAGGAUAAAACUCCUGGUGCAAAUUCUACCAGUGGCACUGGCAGCACUGACACCACACAGGCCUGGAAGCCAGAUGUAUUUGUACAAGCUUUAAAAGAAGUGCAGCCACAACUUAAUUGGAAGGAAGUAUGCCUGGAAUUAGAUCAUCCAGAGUUUAUUUUAAAAGAUCGCAUUGGUUUAGAUCUUUUGCUAACCAUAUUCCGCUUGGCUACACAAUCAACCUUAUUUCCUUAUCCCGAGUACAUAUAUCGUCAUUGGCAAAAUGUUGAAGGGCAAUUUUCUCUUAUUGCUGUAAUGCUAAAGAAUCCCGAUCUCUUUUCCUUUGCCGACUAUAUUUUCAAUGCCUCACCCGUGGAAAUAUUAAAAACUCCACCCGAUACCGAGAACAAGGAAAUAUGUGCUUGGAAAUCAUUGCAUUUAGUUGAGGUUUUAUUGUAUGUAGCCGAACAUGGCUAUUAUGCACCUGUACAUGAACUUUUCAAAUUUCCUGCCCAACAUUGUCCGGAUGUUUUGUUUCUUUCACUGUUGCAUAUAAACCCACCAUUGACUGGUCUAAGACAAGAGCUGUUCAAUCAAUUGAUACCCACAUUUUUGGCAAAUCAUCCCAAUUCGGGUGUUAUAUUAGCAAGUGCUUGGAAUUCUAAUCAUUUUAGCAUGACUCUAAGACCCAUUAUAAUGCAUGCCAUGUCUGAAUGGUAUUUACGUGGUACGGAGUAUGAUCAAGUGAAAUUGUCACGUAUCUUGGAUGUGGCUCAAGAUCUUAAGGCUUUGUCUACUUUGUUAAAUGCUCGUUCAUUUGUUUUCGUUAUCGAUUUGGCUUGCCUGGCGUCCAGGCGUGAAUAUCUUAAAUUAGAGAAAUGGUUAAGUGAUAAGAUACGUGAUCAUGGUGAGACAUUUAUACAGGCGAUUCUAAAAUGCCUACAAAGACGUUGUCCUCAAGUAACUAAUGCUAAAAUACCUGAUGAUCAAUUGCCACCCAAGCAGGCUCAACUGCCACCCGAAACUGUUAAUACUAUGUUAUCCUGUUUGCAGGCCUGUAUAGGUAAUGUACCCCAUGAUAUUGCCGAAAUCAUUAUGCAAAUGACAGCCAAUUGUUCGAUAAUGGCUAAUAAAGCUAGAGCUGCUGCAGCGGCUGCUGUACAACAAGGACCUUUAGUACCACCACAGAAUGCUAUGCGUGGUCAUCGUGGCAUGGAUAUGUCGGCAGCUGGUGUAGGUGGUGUACCUGGAGGCGUACCACCGCCUUUUUCUGCCAAUCUUAAUGCCCAGCAAAUGUUUGGUACCACCAUGGAUACUCUAUCGAAUUUGACUACUAAUAUAGCUGGCCUUAACUUGGGUGGUCCCAAUGGUGCUUUCAACUUUGGCAAUGUACUCAAUAAUCUCGUCUCAACACCAGCUUCACCCUCGCGUCUUAUGAAUCCUGCCGCUGCCAGUCCAUAUCCUUUAAAUCCCAUGCAAAUGGCAGCACCACCACCUUCCGUGGGAGGUCUGGGACGUAUGCCGCCCUCUGCUCAACAGCCCACACCCACACCACCAAAUCCCAAUAAUCCCAUAAUUGCCGAUUUUCAAGGACCCGUUUCAAAGGAAAUCGAGGAUGAAGCAAAUUCGUAUUUCCAACGUAUCUACAAUCAUCCUCCUCAUCCAACUCUAUCUAUCGAUGAAGUCUUGGAAAUAUUGCAGCGUUUUAAAGAAUCUAAUAUACGUCGCGAGCAGGAGGUUUAUCAGUGUAUGCUGCGUAAUCUUUUCGAAGAGUAUCGUUUCUUUGCUCACUAUCCCGAAAAAGAAUUACAAAUAACUGCCCAAUUGUUUGGUGGCAUUAUAGAACGUAAUCUUGUACCAACAUUUGUGGCCUUGGGCUUAGCUUUACGCUGUGUUCUAGAUGCUUUGCGUAAACCCGAAGGUUCGAAAUUAUAUUACUUUGGUAUUACGGCCUUGGAUCGUUUCAAAACUCGUUUACACACUUACAACAAGUAUUGUGAAUACAUACGUUCAAUACCACAUUUCAAGGAUUUUCCACCACAUCUUUUGCAAUAUGUAGAAUAUGGUUUUUUGGGUCAAGAACCGCCGGCAGCCAAGCUACAAAUGUUAAUGGGUGCUGGAGGUGUAGGUGGUGGUGGUGGUAAUCAACCGCCACCAGAUUCUAUUUAUCGUAGUAACUCAGUAACAGGCAACAUUGUUACUACACCCACACAACAGAAACCUAUGGUUGUGGCCCAAUCUAUACACCCGGCCCGCAUGAAAUCUAUAGUAACAGCUACUAAUAUCGAUACCCUAUUGGUGGCUAAUCAAGAGGAAAAGAUUACAGUGCCACCAGAAGCCGUGCAAGAUAAGACUGCGUUUAUAUUCAAUAAUCUAAGUCAGUUAAAUAUACCACAAAAGGUAGAGGAAAUCAAAGAUAUUAUGAUCAAAGACUAUUGGCCCUGGUUGUCACAAUAUUUGGUCUUGAAAAGAGCCUCAAUGGAAUUCAAUUUCCAUUCGCUAUACUCGAAUUUCUUGGAUGCACUUAAAAAUCCCGAAAUCAAUAAAUAUGUAACCAAGGAGACCUUGAGAAAUAUUAAAGUUUUAUUACGUUCCGACAAAGGUGUGGUCAAUUUCUCUGAUCGCAGUCUGCUUAAAAAUCUUGGCCACUGGUUGGGCAUAAUGACACUAGGACGUAAUAAACCGAUUUUACAAAUAGAUUUGGAUCUCAAGUCUCUGCUGGCCGAAGCCUAUCAUAAAGGACAACAUGAACUAUUGUUUGUGGUACCAUUUGUGGCGAAAAUUUUGGAAUCCUCUAAUAAAUCGAAGGUAUUCAAAUCACCCAAUCCCUGGACUAUGGCCAUUAUGAAUGUAUUGGGUGAAUUGCAUCAGGAACCGGAUCUAAAAUUGAAUUUAAAAUUCGAAAUUGAGGUUUUGUGUAAAACACUUAACAUCGAUCUGAAUAAAUUGAAACCAAUCAUAUACCUCAAGGAUCCCUCACGUUAUGGCAUGAUAGAACAUCAAAUGUCACAACCAAAACAAAAGGCUAUAGAACCGGGACCCUCGCAGCAGCAACAACAGCAGCAACAGCAAUCACAGCAGCAAGCUACGCCUACACCACAUCAACAACAAAUGAUGACUGAAGCUGAUGCACAAGCCAUGAUGAUGGCCGCCAAUGCAGGCGCUGCUGGUGUUGUAGUGCCUGGUACUUCAAUACCUUCGCCCAGUAUACCCAAUGAACAGGCUGGACAAAUGAUGAUGCCUGCUCCCGAGCCCCGCUAUUCUUACGUAGACAUAAAUGUCACCAAUUUCCAAUUGAUAGCACAACAUGUAGUAUUAUCACCUCAAGUAGCUUUCUUACAUGUUAAUCCGAAUAUCAAACAUUUGGUAUUGAAUGCCAUCGAAAGAACCAUUACCGAAUGGCUACAACCGGUGGUAGAUCGUUGUGUACGCAUUGCAGCCUCCACAACAGAGCAAAUUGUACGCAAAGAUUUUGCUUUAGACCCCGAUGAGCAUCGUAUGCGCACAGCCGCCCAUCAAAUGGUGCGUAAUUUAGCCGCUGGUAUGGCUAUGAUUACUUGUAAAGAUCAAAUCACCCAAACGUUAAACAACAAUCUCAGAAAGGCUUUUAUGACCACUUUACCGGGACCACCUACUUUCCAAGAUAUCGAAGGAGCCUCUAUGCAACUGACCAAUGAUAAUGUUGAAUUAGCCUGCGCCUUUAUACAGAAAACAGCUGCCGAAAAAGCCACUCCUGAAGUUGAUCGCCGUUUAGCAGCCGACUUUGAGACACGUAAAAUGGCCCGUGAGGAAAAUAGUCGUUACUUUGAUGCCCAAACAUUGGCCUAUCAAACGGAACGUUUGCCCGAACAGGUGCGCUUAAAGAUGGGUGGAGUACCACCAAAUCAAUUUGCUGUCUAUGCAGAGUUCGCCCGCAACAUACCUGGUUUUCAGGCCAUGAGUGAUCGUGAUAUAGCUUUAUUCCUGCCCAAGCCCCAGGAAAUGCCACCCACAUUUGCCCAAGAUGAAAUGGGUUUAAUGUACACUGAAUUGGCCAGCAAAAUGGAAACAUUCCUUAAUAGCUGUGUAAACAAUUCAAAUCUACAAUUACAGGCUAGUAAAAUGCAUGCUCUGCUUAAUGCUCUCAUGGUUACCAGACGCAUACGAGACAAUGAUUCAGCCCUCAAUCUUCUCACCCGUUGUGUAGAAGGUUUUGUAGAGGGUCUUAUUAACAUACCCGAACAUGUUGAACAAAUGAAACUAUAUCGUGAUAUACAUUUGCGCAUACUCACACUUUUACAGAAUACAUUCAGUGCACCGGCUACUGAACGAGCCAUUACUAAAUGUAUUUUCGAUAUACGCGAAGAGGCCCGUUACAAUGUGGAGGCCAUAAAAUUAUUAAUAUCAUCACAAUUUCUUAACUUGCAUCAGUUCGAUUUGGCCCUACGUGAUUGUAUGGAAAAUGGCAAUAACUUUUUGGCCGUUACCUUUGCUAUUACUUUAAUGGAACGCUUAUUGGUCGAUGAUCGUUCCACUUCUAUUAUUGCCGAAACUGAAUUUUCAUGUACCACUGAUUUAUUGAGUCGUUUAACACAACAUCGUCAUCGUUAUCCAGAGGCAUUAUCAAACUUUAUUGAUAUGCAUUUCGGCAGUAGUAAUACCAUGGAUGCUGGCACAUUCGGUUCGGUAACUGAUCGUUAUUUGGCCGGUGCUACACAGUACAUACAUUCGGGAAUGCAACAUGUAAGGUCAAACGAUUGUGAUGAUCCACCCGGUCUACAGGAGAAAACUGAGUUCUUACUCAAAGAUUGGGUCUCCAUUUACUCACAGUCCCACAAUCUAUCAAGAGAAACGAAAAAUUUCGGUUCAUUUGUACAAAAAAUGAAUCUCUAUGGUAUAUUGAAAACCGAUGACUUGAUAACACGUUUCUUCCGUCAGGCAACACAAUUUUGCAUUGAUUUGGUGUAUCGCAUUUUCAACGAUCCCUCACAUACACCGGUACAGGCUAAGACAAAAAUCUUUCAUUGGAUUGAUGCUUUUGUGCAUUUAAUAGCUUUACUUGUAAGACAUUCAGGCGAGUCGGGUAAUCCAACUACAAAAAUUAAUCUGCUCAACAAGGUAUUGGGCAUUGUGCUGGGCAUUCUACUGCAAGAUCAAGAAGUACAUGGCGUAGCCUUUCAACAGCUGGGCUAUCAUCGUUUCUUUGUUAUGCUAUUCCUUGAGCUGAGCUCACCCGAUGCCGUUUUGGAAUCGUUGAUGCAUAGCAUUGUUACCGCUUUCUCGCAUACCUAUCAUCUCUUGAAUCCAUCGCUGGCACCCGGCUUUUGCUAUGCAUGGCUAGAGUUGAUCUCACAUCGUAUCUUUAUCGGACGUAUACUUGCCCAAAUCCCUCAACAGAAGGGUUGGCCCCUCUAUGCCCAGUUACUGUUGGACUUGUUCAAGUAUCUGGCACCUUUCCUGCGGAACGCCGAACUAGCGAAGCCAGUACAGAUGCUGUAUAAAGGAACGCUGCGUGUUCUGCUCGUACUCUUGCAUGAUUUUCCCGAAUUUUUGUGCGAUUAUCAUUUUGGCUUCUGUGAUGCUAUACCACCCAACUGCAUACAAAUGCGUAAUAUUAUAUUGGCUGCUUUUCCACGCAAUAUGCGUUUACCUGAUCCUUUUACGCCUCAUCUUAAGGUGGAUAUGUUGGCUGAGACUGCCACGGCACCAAAAAUUUGCUCUAAUUAUGUUAUUAACAUACAACCGGCUAAUUUUAAAAAGGAUUUGGACUCAUAUUUAAAAGCAAGAGCUCCUGUUACUUUUCUCUCCGAGUUACGUAGUCAUUUGCAAAUCUCCAACGAACCAGGAUCACGCUAUAAUAUACCGCUUAUGAAUGCUCUCGUAUUGUAUGUGGGUACACAAGCAAUUGCACAUAUUAGAAAUAAAAACUUUGUACCCAAUACCUCGAAUAUAGCCCAUAGUGCUCAUAUGGAUAUAUUCCAAAAUCUGGCAGUCGAUUUAGAUACCGAAGGACGUUAUCUAUUCCUAAAUGCUAUUGCCAAUCAGUUGCGCUAUCCCAACAGUCAUACACAUUACUUUAGUUGUGCUGUUUUACAUCUAUUCGCCGAGGCCAAUUCAGAAGCCAUACAAGAACAAAUUACCCGAGUGUUACUCGAGCGUGUCAUUGUCAGUCGUCCACAUCCUUGGGGUCUUUUAAUCACCUUUAUUGAAUUGAUUAAGAAUCCUAUUUAUAAGUUUUGGCAUCAUGAUUUUGUACACUGUGCUCCAGAGAUAUCAAAACUCUUUGAAACUGUAGCACGUUCUUGCAUGGUUAAAUCCAAUCAUCCCCAACAGAUGAACAAUAUGGAUGGAGAAAUCCAAGAGAUUAAUUAAAUUUUGAGUUAAAACUCAAACAAUCAAACAAUCUUUACACAUGAAAUGAUUGUUUUGAUUGAAAAAUUUAAAAAAAAAAAACAUAACCCAACAAACAUACAAAACAAAACAACACAUAUGAUAAAGGAAGAAAGUAAUUGUUUCUUUUUUUAAGCUAAAGAUAAAUAAAAAAAAAAAUUAUGCCACAUAUUAAAAAAUGAUUUACGGUUUAAGAGAUUGCAACCCAUUUCUAAUUUUAUAUUUAUGUGUGUUUUUAAUUUUAUUUUUUAGUUAUUAUUUAUAAUAUA
Molecule: messenger RNA, 8311 nt
Organism: Lucilia cuprina (Australian sheep blowfly)
Lineage: Eukaryota; Metazoa; Arthropoda; Insecta; Diptera; Calliphoridae
Gene: Not1
Product: CCR4-NOT transcription complex subunit 1
Exons: 8
Coding region: 411-8024 (2537 amino acids)
Biological process (GO): nuclear-transcribed mRNA catabolic process, deadenylation-dependent decay
Cellular component (GO): CCR4-NOT core complex; P-body
Molecular function (GO): molecular adaptor activity
Source: RefSeq, a predicted model, not a curated record